Patiria miniata (bat star) is the source of this 1317-nucleotide messenger RNA. RefSeq lists its product as uncharacterized. The transcript has 7 exons. Gene Ontology annotation, molecular function: transmembrane transporter activity. NCBI's taxonomy places the organism in Eukaryota, Metazoa, Echinodermata, Asteroidea, Valvatida, Asterinidae. Gene Ontology annotation, biological process: transmembrane transport. The record is from RefSeq and is a predicted model, not a curated record. Gene Ontology annotation, cellular component: membrane. Bases 1 to 1317 code for a protein of 438 amino acids.
AUGUCCCGGCGACGGAACCAACUGCCUCUUAUGCAGAUAUUCUGUGAAGCACAGAGAGAGAGAGAGAGCAGCCCCAUCGAGUUGUCGUUUAAGGAGCCGGAUCUAGAGCGCCCGAGUUUAUGUCCAAAGCCACUCCUUGAGCAGCUUGAUUGUGUGAGUGGAGACGAGAGCACCUUUCUGCGUCUGUCCCUGAGUGUGAGAGACUGUAGGAUCCGGGGAGGGCCUACGUCAAAACUGCUGCCCUUCGCCAGGGCUAUGAUCCACCCGGAUCUGAUCAGAAUGGAUGUGGACGCCAGCCUGAGAGUUGUUGGCUUAGUGGGCCGCGUGCAAAUCACUAACUUUGUGAUCUUUGGGAUGGGCCUGUCUUUAGCGGCCAUACAGCUUACAGGCAUCGCUUUUACCGUCGACCAAUCUAUAGCGCAUUACUGUAAGCCGGCGCCGGGAUUUUCGGCCAAUGAAACUGUAGUGUACGUCGAAAAAGAUGGUCUCGAAGUACCGGACGGCUGUUACAUGUACGAGGUCGACAACGGAACAUUUACUGAGGACACAACGAUUUGUCAGUACGGCUGGGAAUAUGCUCCAGAAUAUGGAGAAAAGAGUGCAACGACGGAUGGAAAUUAUUUGGUUGGUUACAUCCGAGCGGUGGAGAUGUUCACAGCUAAAAAGAGAUUACUGGGCCACGUGUGCGUCCAGUAUUUCUGGAGUUUUGGUGUCAUUCUCGUCGCACCUUUGGCGUACUUGUUCCCCAACUGGCGUUACUUCCAACUUUUCACCUCAUUGAUAUGCCUACCAGUCCAUGUCCUUAUGUGGUUCUUCACAUACGAGUCACUACGAUGGUUGGUUCAGAAAGGCUGGUUGGACAAGGCAGAGGCCGUUCUCCGGAAAAUUGCCAAAUCGAAGAACAUCAAGCACGACGGAAGCUUCCUCAUAAAGCGGGAACUGGAAGGUGUGCGCCUGGUGUGGAAGAUGGAGUUGUCCGAGAAAUCAAACCACGAUCGAGCGAGUGACCUCCAGCACGAGAGUGUCACUGCGGACGUGGGAGAAACUAAUCAAGAACUGAUGAAUGAAGAGAAGAUGGAAACUUUUACCAAGCCAGGUGAAAAGGAGCAGACCAAAUCGAAUAAGAAAAAGAAAUACACUGUGCUUGACCUCUUCAAGACAAAAGUUCUCAUCAAACAUAUCUGCAUCGUCUUCUGUCUUUGGUAUGUCAUGAAUGCAACUUAUAAUGCCUGCAGCCUUGUGUUCAUGCUGCCAGAGACCAAGAACAAACCGCUCCCGGAGACAUAUGAAGACGCCAGCAAGUUAUCAAAGGACUGA